AAUGUCCUUUGUUGGUAAGGAUGGGAAGGAAGCCAUGUUGUGACAAGAUGGGGUUGAAGAAGGGUUCUUGGACUGCUGAAGAGGAUGAGAUUCUUGUUAAUUAUAUCAACAAGAAUGGUGGUCAUGGAAGUUGGCGUUCUCUCCCUAAGUUAGCAGGUCUUCUUCGUUGUGGCAAGAGUUGCCGGCUAAGAUGGACAAACUACCUCAGACCAGAUAUUAAACGUGGUUCCUUUACACUUGAGGAAGAAAAACUAAUCAUACAGCUUCAUGGUAUCCUUGGAAAUAGGUGGGCUGCUAUAGCCUCUCAGCUACCAGGAAGAACAGACAAUGAGAUCAAGAACUUAUGGAACACCCACUUAAAGAAACGUCUCAUUUGCAUGGGCCUGGACCCACAAACCCACCAACCACUAGCCUCUCCUCAUAACCUAAACGACAAGGCCCAUGCAUCAUCCACUUCAACCCGCCACAUGGCCCAGUGGGAGACUGCAAGGCUUGAAGCAGAGGCCAGGCUCUCAAGGGAGCCACAUUUCAACAACAAAACUGACUCUGACUACUUCCUCCGCAUUUGGAACUCUGAAGUUGGAGAAUCUUUUCGUGAUGUCCACAAAUCAGAAUCUUCAAUCAAAUGUGAGUCAUUGUCUGCCACCACUACUACUACCACUACAGAUUUGGCUUCCUCAACCCCAGCAAGCAUUGUCAAAAAGGAGUUUUUGUGGGGUGUUAAGAAAAUUGUCUCUUAUUCAUCAUCAAGCUCUAGUGAACUAGAACAUGACUCUUGUGACACUUCAUUGCAGUUCUUGUUGGACUUUCCUAUAAACAAUGACAUGAGCUUCUUAGAAUUAUGAGA
Glycine soja is the source of this 847-nucleotide messenger RNA. Its product is annotated as transcription factor MYB41-like. Bases 21 to 845 code for a protein of 274 amino acids. The transcript is spliced from 3 exons. The record is from RefSeq and is a predicted model, not a curated record. Lineage: Eukaryota; Viridiplantae; Streptophyta; Magnoliopsida; Fabales; Fabaceae.